AUGAACAACAGCAGUGGCAAUGGUGGAAGUGGUACCAGCAGUGGCAGCAACAGUAACAGAAAUAGUAGAAAUAUGUCAUCACAACAACAGACAGCAACAUUCUCCUCCGAUAUGAACUUGAUCUAUCCCUACAUUCAUGUGUUGAACUGCAAUGCUUCUACCACCAUUGAAGAUUUAUUUCUUUUCUUUGCAUCACCCAGUGUAUCAUCAUCAUCAUCCUCUGUUUCGCAACAGCCCUCACAACAUCAACGAUUACCCAUGUUACUCACCACAUCACCCAAAACUCCAAAUGCAGAGUGGAAUGAUGAUUUAAAUCAAAUGUUACAAUCAUCAUCAUCACCUCCCUCUUCAAUCAUUCUCUCCUCCAUGUACCCUUCCAAUCCGAUCACAUCUUCAAAUAUUCAUGUUGUACAAUCGAAACACAAGCGAAGUACGAGUUUGAGCAUUCAUCAGCAAGAAGAGAUGACAAGUAACCACCACCACCAUCAUCAUCACUCUCAGCAAAAUUCGACGGAACCUACAAUGACAACCACCAUCACCACAACACUUCCAUCCUCUACUUUAACUGCUGCAACCAAUAGUAAUAUCAUACUAAUUAGUACCUCAUCAUCCUCACUUCCAAUAUCUUCACAACCACCCUCUCAACCACCCUCAGGACAGGCUUCUUCUUCUUCCUUUAAAGCCUCUUCUCCUCCAAGCACUGCUUUGCCCACUCCACUCGAAUCUGCUGCCGUAAAUUUGAAACGACAAAGUUUAAAAGGAACGCACAAUAAGAACAUUUUUAGUUUUGAUGAUCGGUAUUUUAUGACUCAUUUGGCAGAACACAUUCAAGAUGCAAAUACUACGAUGAAUCAUCAACCAUCUACGACGACUACGACCAAUAUUCCCUCCUCCUCCUCUUCCUCAGUAACAUCAUCAUCGUUAACCAUUCAUAAUCAUCCAACCAUGUUUCAUCAUCAACAUGUUCCAUCUAUGCCUUCUUCUUCUCCUUUUACUUCUCCUCCUUCUCCACUUCAACGACAUGGAAGUGUCUUAAUUUCAAAAAGAAAUUACAAACAUCAUUCUAAACAUCAAUCAAAUCAGAUGACUAGUUUAUUUACUAAUAAUUUUGAUUUAAUUUCUUCUCCAAAUACAAUGUUGGAUUUGGGUGUAAAAAUUGAAAAGAUGGAAAUGGAAAAUUCAAAAAAUAUCAGAAUUUUAAUUUUAAAUAAUUUUCGAAGUGUUUCAAAACGAGUGAAAUAUGCCUUAUUAGAAAUAUUUAAAUUUAAAAAAGUAAUUUUGGGAGAUAAGACUUUUGACAUUCCAUUUGAAUUUAUUUGUAUUUGUGACACAUUGGAAUUACCAAGUGCAUUGUUAUGCGAAUUUAUUGGUUUUGUACCCUCUCUGAGUAUUUCUUCAACAUUUACACCUCAAGAUGUUCAAAAUUAUUCUUCCAAUAUUCAACACAUCAUGUCACAACAUUCCAAAAACAUGGAUCGAAAAUCCAAUGUUUCCAGUUCAACAUCACUCAUUGAUUGUGUUGAUGUUACUGUUAAAAUUCAACAAUACAUUAGAGAUAUUAUUGCAGUUUGUAGACAUCAUCCCCUUGUGAAACAAUAUCCAACAUCAGAAGUGACAAAUAUGAUUAUCAUGGCUGCCAAAGCAUAUGCAUUAAUGUGGAAUAAGACAUUUGUCACACCUACUCAUGUUCAAGCAAUUAUUUCAAAUAUUUUGUAUCAUCGAGUGGAAUGCAAUUCAGAAGACAAAUGGAGUGUCUUACAAGAUGUUGUAUCUUGUGUGUUACCACCUUGA
Messenger RNA from Naegleria fowleri, 1791 nucleotides. RefSeq lists its product as uncharacterized. Lineage: Eukaryota; Heterolobosea; Eutetramitea; Acrasida; Naegleriidae. The record is from RefSeq and is a predicted model, not a curated record. The coding region runs from base 1 to 1791 and encodes 596 amino acids. The transcript is spliced from 3 exons.